UGCGAAGGCGCUGACGCCGCUCGGCCAGGGUUGGCGGGACCGGGAUGGGCCUCUGCUUGCCUUGCCUGGGGGGAGCCGCCGACGACGUGGUGGAGACGCCGGACCCGGAAAUGAGACGACAACAACUUGCAGAAGCUGCAGAAAAAAGGCAAAUGGAGGCUGCUUCACGUGGUAUUAAGAACAUAUUGUCUGUGGAAGAGAAGAGAAGGAAACUAGAAGAAAUGGAAAGACGGCUUGAAUCUUCACGCCCUGGACCAGAAGGAGGAGGACUAAGAUGGCAAGUUGGAUAACUUUCAGCACAGCUCCCGAAAGGAAGAGAGAGUGACCGUUCCUACUGCCAAUACCUUGCCAGUUCCUGCAGCUGAGUGGCACUUGUUCAUUGUUUGGCUUUUGCUGUUGUUUGCCUCUGAAGAUGCAGCAGUACUUUGCCAUUUUGGCAGGGCAGAUAAAAGAUGUGCACUACGGAUAUUAUCAAACCAAAACCUCACAAAGUACAGCGGAGAUGGCCAAAGCCAGUUACUUACUAGUUAUGCUGCCAUAUUGUUUUGUUUUGCAUGUCUUAACAUACUUGCAGGGGGGCGGGGGCAGAUUGUAAAUGUGCCAGUUAUGUAGAUAAAUGACAUUUUAAUGCCCUGAAUAUGGGGGGGGGGGGAGAAUUCUGCUUCUAAACAUGUCCCCCCUUUAUCAUCCUUUUAAGAUUUGUGCCACAGUUCUUGGAUCUAAACCUGCUGAAGUCAGCAAAUGUCUCUGAGAGUAAAGCUUUUGUGCCUUAUAGGGGUGAAUUCAAAUGUUUAAGAGAUGUUGCCAUGAAGUGAGAAAUCCCUGUCUUUGUGUCUUUAUUCUUAUACAUGUAAUCACUGUGUGGUAGACAGAGAAAUUCAAGCCAGCAUGGAUAGUGGACUGUUAAUUAUUAUUAUUUUAGUAGUAGUAGUAGUAAAAAGAAUCACACGUGGCCAUACUUCUGCUUCACCACAUGGGGUGUAUAUUUUGUAAGAAGGAACUACAGAAGGGCAACGGCAGGGACUUUACUGCCUUGUGGUAAAAUUGCUUUCUUAAAAAAUGAAUGCAUAUGUGGUAAAUCCUGGGAAAUGGCUGGAGAAAACUGACUUCUGCAAAUUUAUCAAGCAUUAACAAAGCUUUACAAUAUAAUGCUGAAGUAAAUAUAUUUAUGUAAUUUAUUCUGCUACAUCUCAAUUUUUUCCUAUUUAUAGCAUUUAGGGGUGGGUGAAGUGUUGGUUACUUGCCCAACUGCAAUUCCCAUUCUCUCUCUCUCUCUCUCUGUGUGUAUUUCAUUGGGUGAUGCCAACCAUGUGAAUUUGAUAUACCAUUGGUGUGCCUGACUUGUUUUGUUUACUGGCCAAUGCAUUUGGGAAACCCAAUUAGCUUCCAGUUGUCAUCAGUGGAAUGGCUGACACCAAUGGCUGACUGGAUUCCCCUCUGCCUUACAGCUUCACUGUGUACCUCCCCCACUCCAAACCCUCCCCCCCCCGUUCUGGGAGACAUUUGGGGAACCCUCCAGAGCAGAUUAGUAGGAGAGGAAGGGGAAGUCCCGUCGCGCAAUGUGAUGCUGGAUGGAACCCAUGCUAUUUUUAAGUAGUACUUACAAACAGAUACAUGGAAUGUUCAUGCAAUCUAGUUUUUGAAGAUGGUUAGGGAAUGAAAUUAGCUUAUGGUAGGAGAAGUUACGAUGCAGCUUAUUUUGCCUUUAAAAAUAAAGCUGGUGGUUUCUUAUUUGUCCCCAAGGUGGCAUACUUCUUUUCUUAAAAAAUAAAAUAAAAGCCUAAGUGGAACUCACAUAAAACAAAACCUGCACUAUAUGCAGAUUGAAGGUGUGUGUGUGUGUGUGUGUGUGUG
Molecule: messenger RNA, 1854 nt
Organism: Elgaria multicarinata webbii
Lineage: Eukaryota; Metazoa; Chordata; Lepidosauria; Squamata; Anguidae
Gene: SVIP
Product: small VCP interacting protein
Exons: 4
Coding region: 45-290 (81 amino acids)
Biological process (GO): positive regulation of autophagy; negative regulation of VCP-NPL4-UFD1 AAA ATPase complex assembly; negative regulation of retrograde protein transport, ER to cytosol
Cellular component (GO): endoplasmic reticulum membrane
Source: RefSeq, a predicted model, not a curated record